This is a messenger RNA of Enterobius vermicularis (human pinworm), 1023 nucleotides long. The record is from the annotation of a GenBank genome assembly. NCBI's taxonomy places the organism in Eukaryota, Metazoa, Nematoda, Chromadorea, Rhabditida, Oxyuridae.
AUGACUGAUAAACAGAAAACGGAGAUACCAGACUCGGAUACUUUGAUUGUUUCUUGUUUUUCGCCACCACAGAACGCUGACAAAACUGGAGGGGGUACCAGGAGAAGCAGUAAUUUGGAGGAGGCGAGACGUAGAAUUGAAACUAUCUUUAGCUUUGAAGAGACGUUAGUGGAUCUUGAAAGAUUGACAUUGGGAGUGAAUGAUAAGAAAAGAUUAAAAAGAGCUGAGAGGAAAUCAAAUAGAAGCUCAUGCAACCAGAAAGUUGUUAAGGACCAGACAUGUCAAGCACCGAAUCCGAUAGCCUGUCAGCCUUCUGUUUCAGGUUGUCAGGGCGCUAGCAAGCACAAACGAAUCCGUUAUCAACCUUACAUUAGACCCAAGUUCUAUUGGCACAUUUUUGUGAAUGCAAGACUUACAAACAGUUUUACCUUAGAAGAUGAACUAAGACAUAUAAAGUUGGAUGCUGAUGUUGAGGAUAUAAGGCGACUUGUGUUCUUCUCUUCGACGAGUAACAAUUCAUUAGAUGCAACAGACGUCUCAAAUUGGAAGAUUUUUUACUUCUUAAUGGAUGACAUACGGAUGAUUGGAGAAUAUAUUUCUGGUUAUUGCGGCUAUUGCAGGAAGAAGUUUAUUUUGGCUGCAGCAUUUGAUCACGAGCACUAUAAUCGUUAAGGCCUCAUAGUCGUGGCCAAUUGGGAGGUAUGGCAGCUGUCGGUUCCGGUGUUGCUCCCAACCACUUCACUUUCAAACUUACAUUGGUCGACUUCUGGGUCAUGCUCAGUUGAGGCUACUCGGUACUCACCAGCUGAUGAAGGGAUGGAGGGCGAAGUUGCAGAACUGGCAGAAUACUUCUCACAGUUUGUCAAUGUUGGGCUCAAGAUGUCGCCUCUGGCAGAGAGUUCACCUUUAGUCUAUGUUUUAAGGGAAUGUAGAGUGUUUCAUUUUGGUGCCUUCUCUAAUUACUCUGCCUUCUACUCAUGCGUAGAGUCUUCUGUAUCCUGUGUCGAUGAACUCGAGCUGUAA